CAACAUGAUGUCAACAUUAACAAAAUGAUAUGCAAACAAAAAAAAUGAAAAAAAUGGCUAUUGAUAAAUGUAAUAGUAAUCAUCAUCAUCAUCGUAGAACAUUGGGUGAUGAUAAUGAUGAUAAUAAUUUCUGGCCAUGGACAUUGAAUGGUCGACCACCGCCGCCACCACCACCACCAACAACAACAACAACACAAUCAUCAUCAAUGAAAACAAAAAGAACGUUAAUAUGUCAACCAUCAAAUCAUCAACAAAUGUCAUCAACAUUAUUAUGGAUAUUUUUAAUAUUUAUUCUAUCAUCAUGUCAACAUAUAUCAACAUUUCAGAACAUGACAAAACAACAUUUGUCAUCAUCGCCAUCAUCAUCAUCAUCAUCACCAUUGAUGAAUAUUGUGAAUAUAACCACCGUCUCGACAGCAAAUUCAUCAAAAAUGACAAAAAUUCUAGUCAAAAAUCCAAAUAAUAAUGAUACUUUGAUCGUAUCAUCACCAUCAUGUUCACAUCAUCUAUAUUCACGACAUAAACAUCUUCAUUCUCAUCAUCAACAACAAAAAUCCAUGAUAAGACAUGAUAGUCAU
Dermatophagoides farinae (American house dust mite) is the source of this 578-nucleotide messenger RNA. Lineage: Eukaryota; Metazoa; Arthropoda; Arachnida; Sarcoptiformes; Pyroglyphidae. The record is from RefSeq and is a predicted model, not a curated record.